This is a messenger RNA of Vicugna pacos (alpaca), 2385 nucleotides long. RefSeq names its product cyclin-dependent kinase 2. Gene Ontology annotation, cellular component: cytoplasm; cyclin-dependent protein kinase holoenzyme complex; nucleus. Gene Ontology annotation, molecular function: cyclin-dependent protein serine/threonine kinase activity; cyclin binding; ATP binding. NCBI's taxonomy places the organism in Eukaryota, Metazoa, Chordata, Mammalia, Artiodactyla, Camelidae. The record is from RefSeq and is a predicted model, not a curated record. Gene Ontology annotation, biological process: protein phosphorylation; regulation of gene expression; regulation of G2/M transition of mitotic cell cycle.
GGGCCUCUGGUGGCGGUAGGGAACUGGGGGGGGAGGCGGCAACAUUGUUUCAAGUUGGACAAAUUGACAAGAGCGAGAGAUACAGUGCGUUCCAUCCCGACCUGGGGUCUCGGUGCUGGGCCCUGGUCCCCCUCCUCGGCCCCUGAGAGCUGGGUGCCGCUUUCUGCAGGGUUCCCAGGCCCCCGCUCCAGGGCCGGGCUGACCCGACUCGCUAGCGCUUCAUGGAGAACUUCCAAAAAGUGGAAAAGAUCGGAGAGGGCACGUACGGAGUUGUGUACAAAGCCAAAAACAAGGUGACGGGAGAAGUGGUGGCGCUUAAAAAAAUCCGCCUGGACACUGAGACGGAGGGUGUACCCAGCACUGCCAUACGAGAGAUCUCUCUGCUUAAGGAGCUUAACCACCCUAAUAUUGUCAAGCUGCUGGAUGUCAUUCACACAGAAAACAAACUCUACCUGGUUUUUGAGUUUCUGCACCAGGAUCUCAAGAAAUUCAUGGAUGCCUCUGCUCUCACUGGCAUUCCUCUUCCCCUUAUCAAGAGCUAUCUGUUCCAGUUGCUCCAGGGCCUAGCUUUCUGCCAUUCUCAUCGCGUCCUGCACCGAGACCUCAAACCUCAGAAUCUGCUUAUCAACGCAGAGGGGUCCAUCAAACUAGCUGACUUUGGACUAGCCAGAGCCUUUGGAGUCCCUGUUCGUACUUACACUCACGAGGUGGUGACUCUGUGGUACCGAGCACCUGAAAUCCUGCUGGGCUGCAAAUACUACUCCACAGCUGUGGACAUCUGGAGCCUGGGCUGCAUCUUUGCUGAGAUGCACCUAGUGUGUACCCAGCACCAUGCUAGGUGCUAUGGGGAACACAGAAGAAAUGGAAGACACAGUCUCUGCCCGCUGUGCUCCUAUCUAGAAGUGGCUGCAUCACAAGGAGGGGGGAUGACCGAAGUGUCUACCCCACACCCCGUGACUCGCCGGGCCCUAUUCCCCGGAGAUUCUGAGAUCGAUCAACUCUUCCGGAUCUUUCGGACUCUGGGGACCCCUGAUGAGGUGGUUUGGCCAGGAGUUACUUCUAUGCCUGAUUAUAAGCCGAGUUUCCCAAAGUGGGCCAGGCAAGAUUUUAGCAAAGUUGUGCCUCCGCUGGAUGAAGAUGGACGGAGCUUGUUAUCGCAAAUGCUGCACUACGACCCCAACAAGCGGAUUUCAGCAAAGGCAGCUCUGGCUCACCCUUUCUUCCAGGAUGUGACCAAGCCAGUACCCCACCUUCGACUCUGAUGUCCUUCUCCAAGCCCCUGCCCCCAGGAUCACCCUGUCCUCCAGUGGGGGCCCAAUCUGCCUUGGUCCUGGGAUCUUAGCCCACUGAUUUUGUCUGGCUGCCUUAGCACUCACCUGCCCCUCUUAGCCAGCCAGCUCUGGGGAAACAGCAGGUGGAGGGGAGAAAUAGGUAAAAUUGAAAGGAAGCUUCAGUAUUAGAUGCACUUAUGUCAGCCUCGACCAUCCUAUCCCCCUCCUCUUAGUCAUUGCUUAGGAGGGUUGGUAUUUAAGGAAAAAAAAAAGAUUGACUCUUCCUCAUUCCUCCAUAUAGGGUUUGCCAUCCCAGUCUCUGAAAGCCCUGUAUUAUUAUUUUCUGUGUUCGGGAUGACAGAGACCCCAAGCCUCCUGCAGCCACUGUGUUUGUAAGGCCAACUGAAAGCAAAGGGGCUAAAUUGGAACUUUUGGAAACCAAGCAAAACAAAAACAUAGGGAGGGUCCUGUUUUAAAGAAUUAGGUUAAAUAAUAGGUCCAACCAGUUUAUAUCUUAGUUUUAGUGUUUCAUCUCACCUAAUAGUUUGGGAGACUCCAGAUUCCCAGUCUCCACAGUCCUGGUGGGGCUGCAGUAGAAAUGAUUACUCCUAGUCUUCUUGCCUGUCCCUUUUAUAGGCAAGGAGUGUCUGGGAGGCUCUGGGACAGGGACUGCUUCACUGAGGCCUUAUGGAGACAGUGAACGAUGUUUGAAAUUUUCUCUUCUUUUUAAGAUUCUUAAUUCUUCAGGUGCUAGUUCCCAUCUUCCUCUGAAGGCCACCCCAUGGAGUGAAAGUGAAGGUUUAGACAUCAUUUUGAGAAUGCUGACACUUUUAGGACUGAGUGGGGGGGUUGGGAAAAAAAUUUUUUUCUUUAAAAGAAGGAUGAACAAUUAUAUUUAUAUUUCAGGUUAUAAUAGUUUUUUAAGUGGGAAUGAUUGGACUUGUUGCCAUGGGCACCUUGGGAUUUGUAAUGCAAAUGUCUUUAAAAAAUCUUUUUUUCUUUUUAUGAUUUUGUCUCUCUUCUCCCACCUUUUGUCCUUGAAUAUUCUUGCCAUUAACAUUAUUUGUAAUUUAGUUUGUAAUUCAUUAAAAAAAAAGUUCCUGGUUUUAUAGUU